AUGGCGGGUCCCGAGCAAUCCCAGCAGCAGGUGGAGGAGAAGGCCGAGCAGCUAGAUGAUGCCGAGAUGGCCCUGCAGGGCAUUAACAUGCUGCUCAACAACGGCUUCAAGGAGAGCGACGAGCUCUUCAGGAGAUACAGGACCCACAGCCCGCUGAUGAGCUUCGGGGCCAGUUUCGUCAGUUUCCUGAACGCCAUGAUGACAUUUGAGGAGGAGAAGAUGCAGACGGCCUGUGACGACCUGAGGACCACCGAGAAGCUGUGUGAGAGCGACAGCGCCGGAGUCAUAGAGACCAUCAGAAACAAGAUAAAGAAAAGUAUGGACUCCCAAAGGUCAGGCGUUGUGGUCGUGGACCGCCUACAGAGGCAGAUUAUUGUUGCCGACUGUCAGGUGUACCUCGCCGUGCUCUCCUUCGUCAAGCAGGAGCUUUCAGCUUACAUCAAAGGAGGCUGGAUCCUACGUAAGGCGUGGAAAAUGUACAACAAGUGCUACAGUGACAUCAGCCAGCUGCAGGAGGCGUGCCAGCGGCGGCCCUCGGCCCACCAGGAGUCCCUCUCGACGGACAACGCCAACCACAACGUGCCGGUGGAGAACUGCGUGACGGCCGAGGCCCUGGACCGGCUCAAGGGCUCCGUCAGCUUUGGCUACGGCCUCUUCCACCUCUGCAUCUCUAUGGUGCCUCCACACCUGCUCAAGAUCAUCAACCUGCUGGGUUUCCCCGGCGACCGUCUCCAGGGCCUGUCCUCCCUCAUGUAUGCGAGCGAAAGCAAGGACAUGAAGGCCCCCCUGGCUACGUUGGCCCUCUUGUGGUACCACACAGUAGUGCUGCCUUUCUUUGCUCUGGACGGCUCCAAUACACACGAGGGGCUGCUGGAAGCCAAAGCUAUUCUGCAGAGGAAGUCAGUGGUUUACCCCAACUCAUCCCUCUUCAUAUUCUUCAAAGGACGGGUUCACAGGCUAGAGUGCCAAAUCAACAGUGCUUUGGCCUGUUUCCAUGACGCGUUAGAGCUCGCGUCAGACCAAAGGGAGAUCCAGCACGUGUGCCUCUAUGAGAUUGGUUGGUGUAGCAUGAUCGAGAUGAGUUUUGAAGACGCAUACCGGUCGUUCGAAAGGCUGAAGACUGAGUCGCGUUGGUCGCAGUGCUACUACGCCUACUUGACCGGAGUGUGUCAGGGUGCUUCGGGCGACAUAGACGCAGCAAGCAGGGUUUUCAAAGAGGUGCAGAAGCUGUUCAAGAGGAAAAACAACCAGAUAGAGCAGUUCGCUGUAAAAAGGGCUGAAAGAUUGAGAAAGAUCUCGCCCACCAGAGAGCUAUGCAUCCUUGGUGUAAUUGAAGUGCUGUAUCUGUGGAAGGCGCUUCCGAACUGCUCCUCGUCCAAACUGCAGAUAAUGAAUCAGGUGUUACAAAGUCUAGAUGAGGCUUUGUGCAGAGGCCUGAAACACCUCCUCCUUGGUGCCAUUCACAAAUGUCAUGGGAAUAUGAGGGAUGCCAUUCAGUCCUUCCAGCUGGCAGCUAGAGAUGAGUACGGACGGCAGAUCAACUCAUACGUUCAGCCGUAUGCCGUCUACGAGCUCGGAUGUAUAAUCCUCUCAAAACCGGAGACUGUGGGAAAGGGGAGAUCAUUGCUACUUCAAGCCAAGGAGGAUUUUACAGGCUACGACUUCGAGAACAGGCUCCAUGUCCGCAUCCAUUCAGCCUUGGCUUCUUUGAAGGAAGUAGUCCCUCAGUGA
Cyclopterus lumpus (lumpfish) is the source of this 1731-nucleotide messenger RNA. It is a transcript of the gene ttc39c, whose product is annotated as tetratricopeptide repeat domain 39C. The record is from RefSeq and is a predicted model, not a curated record. The transcript has 14 exons. Gene Ontology annotation, biological process: cilium assembly; otolith morphogenesis. Lineage: Eukaryota; Metazoa; Chordata; Actinopteri; Perciformes; Cyclopteridae. The coding region runs from base 1 to 1731 and encodes 576 amino acids. Gene Ontology annotation, molecular function: protein binding.